Molecule: messenger RNA, 2706 nt
Organism: Nicotiana tabacum (common tobacco)
Lineage: Eukaryota; Viridiplantae; Streptophyta; Magnoliopsida; Solanales; Solanaceae
Source: RefSeq, a predicted model, not a curated record
UAUGAUUGAUUGCUUAUGCAAGCAUUAUACAGGAACAAGACACAAAAGCGAGUAACUGCUCUUAACAGAGAGCUUCCUCCACGAAAUGAGCAAUUUGUCUUAGAUUUUGGACAGCUGCAGAGCCAAUUUGCUGACCAGGAACAACUGCGUGCGGUGGCAGAAUCUGUUCUUAUUUCUCUGGUUAUUCAGUGCAGCAGUCACGCACCUCAUGCAGAAUUUCUUCUCUUCGCCAUAUGCAGUUUGUCUAGUAUAGGAUACAUAAACUGGGAUACCUUCUUGCCUUCUCUUCUUUCCUCAGUUUCAUCUACGGAGAUAUCCGCAAGUCAGGGCAAUCAGCCAUCUGGUGCGGUCUCUUCUGCUAAUUUAACACAGUCUGGAUUGCUUCCAUCUUCCGCCGCAGUAGCGAGUACCUCUAAUUUUCAUUCAUCAAAUCCUGCAUCUCCUUUGCCCACUGUCCAUGGUAUUGGGUCCCCUGUUCAGUCAGCAGCUGAACCAUCAUCUUCUGCUGCUUUGUCUCCCAUGAAGUCUUCUGAUAUUAAUGGCACUAGCCAACAGUCCAUCGCAAAAGUGAAUUUGUUGACAAGGGAUAGUGCUGCAAGCAGUCUGCGACAGAUAUGUUGCAAAAUUAUUUUAAGUGGUCUAGAUUCUAGUCUUAAGCCAGGAACACAUGCCGAAGUUUUCCACCAUAUGUUGAACUGGUUGAUUUAUUGGGACCAAAAGUUACAUGGUGUUGAUGAAUUUGAUAGUGCAAAAUAUUGGAAACCAGAUAAGGCCCUAAUUGAGUGGCUACACAGCUGUUUAGAUGUUAUUUGGUUGCUGGUAGAGAAUGAUAAAUGCCGCAUACCGUUUUAUGAACUUCUCCGGAGUGGGUUGCAGUUUUUAGAAAACAUCCCAGAUGAUGAAGCUCUGUUCACACUUAUUUUGGAGAUCCAUCGGAGGCGAGAUAUGAUGGCUAUGCAUAUGCAAAUGUUGGAUCAACACCUUCACUGCCCUACAUUUGGGACCCCUCGACUUCUGCCUCAAGCCACUGCAAAUUCGUCCGGUGAAGCAGUUACUAAUAUGAGAUAUUCACCAAUUACAUAUCCUAGUGUGCUUGGGGAACCACUGCAUGGAGAGGAUCUUGCAGCAUCCAUUCAAAAAGGGAGUCUGGAUUGGGAGCGAGCUUUGCGUAUUCUAAAGCAUGCUCUUUGUAACACUCCAUCACCAGACUGGUGGAGGCGUGUGCUUCUCGUGGCUCCCUGUCACAGGCUUCAUGCCCAGGCUCCAACUCCGGGUGCCGUUUUUACAUCGGAAAUGGUUUGCGAAGCAGCGAUUGAAAGAAUUGUUGAAUUAUUGAAGUUGACUAAUUCAGAAAUCAAUUGCUGGCAGGAGUGGCUUAUCUUCUCAGAUAUAUUCUUUUUUCUCGUGAAAAGUGGAUGCGUUGAUUUUGUGGAGUUUGUGGACAAGUUAGUAUUGCGACUUCAAGAGGGUGAUCAACAAAUACUUAGGACGAACCAUGUUACGUGGUUACUUGCACAAAUUAUUCGGGUUGAACUAGUGAUGAAUGCUUUAAAUACAGACUCAAGAAAGGUGGAGACAACCAGAAAAAUUCUUUCGUUCCAUAAAGAGGAGAAAAGCUCUGAUCCCAAUAAUCCUCAAAGUAUCCUACUUGAUUUCAUUAGCAGUUGUCAGAACUUGCGCAUUUGGACACUAAAUACAGCAACAAGAGAAUACUUGAAUAACGAGCAGCUACAAAAGGGAAAGCAAAUUGAUGAAUGGUGGAGACAGGUUAACAAAGGAGAACGCAUGAUGGAUUAUAUGAAUUUGGAUGAUAGAUCAAUUGGGAUGUUUUGGGUUGUGUCCUACACAAUGGCCCAGCCUGCUUGUGAAACUGUGAUGCACUGGUUAACCUCCGCUGGGGUUACUGAGCUUUUACCUGGACCAAAUUUGCAGUCUAACGAGAGGUUAAUGGUGAUGCGUGAAGUUAGCCCCCUGCCAAUAUCAUUGUUAUCAGGAUUUUCCACAAAUUUGUGCUUGAAACUGGCUUUUCAGAUGGAAGAAUCAAUGUUUUCUGGACAGGCUGUGCCUAGCAUUGCUGUGGUUGAAACAUACUGUAGGUUGAUGCUCAUUUCUCCCCAUUCGUUGUUUCGCUCACUCUUAACUCAUCUAACAUCGAGGAAUCCCACCACAUUGACCAAGCCUGGAAACACGAUCUUGGUGUUUGAAAUUCUUAACUAUCGUUUCCUUUCACUCUACAGGUAUCAAGGCAAGAGCAAGACCUUGAUGUAUGAUGUCACCAAAAUGAUUUCUACACUGAAAGGGAAACGUGGAGAUCAUCGCAUUUUCCGAUUGGCUGAGAAUUUAUGUAUGAAUCUGAUUUUGUCGUUGAGAGAUUUUUUCUAUGUGAAGAGGGAAGGGAAGGGUCCAACUGAGUUUACUGAGACUUUAAAUAGAAUAACAAUUGUUACUCUUGCAAUCAUAAUCAAAACUUGUGGAAUCGGGGAGUUUGAUCAGUUACUGUAUCUUCAGACAAUGCUAGAACAGAUUCUAGCAACUAGCCAGCAUACCUGGUCUGAGAAAACUUUGCGCUACUUUCCUUCAAUUUUACGCGACGCUUUGAGUGGGCGAAUGGAUAAAAGGGGCUUGGCAAUCCAAGCAUGGCAGCAGGUACAUGAAAUGGUUCCUCUUCGUACGAAUUAUCUGAAGCUUUAAACCUUUUUCCCUCUU